This is a messenger RNA of Dictyostelium purpureum, 1893 nucleotides long. RefSeq lists its product as uncharacterized. The transcript has a single exon. Lineage: Eukaryota; Evosea; Eumycetozoa; Dictyosteliales; Dictyosteliaceae. The coding region runs from base 1 to 1893 and encodes 630 amino acids. The record is from RefSeq and is a predicted model, not a curated record.
AUGAAAUAUUAUUUAUUUUUUAUUUUUUUAAUAAUUAAUAACAUUAAUAGUUUUGUAAUAACAUUUAAUAAUAGCGUAAUAUCGGAAUGUACCAGCAUCACUCCUUGUGAUUUAUCUAAAAGAAAUGUUUGGGAAAAUAAUGAAGCUCCAAUUGAUGGUGACGAUGUUUUAAUAGACCUUUCAAGCUAUUCAGUAAAAUAUAGUAUUUAUCUUGUUGCUAAUAGGCUAGAUAUAGAAUUAAGUUCAUUUACUUUAUAUGGUCAACAACAAGCUACAGAUUCAGAUACUUUAGAAGAGUUAUUAACCUAUUUAACAAUUAAUAAUUCAAAUUUAACAAUCAUAAAUCAGUUUAAUAUUCAAAAUUCAGUUUUAAAUAUAAAUGAAAAAAAAGUAAAUAAUAAUAAAAUAUCAAUAAAUAAUUUAAUUUCAAAUCAAACCUAUACAACACUAGGAGGGUUUUUAAAUAUAGAAUGUAAUACUACGCAAUUCGAGGGUGGGUCUACUUUUACUGAAAUUAUAGGAGAUACAAAUUUUACAGUAAACAGUGAUGCUAGCUUUGAUUCAGUAAUUCUUCAUUCUAGUAGCGGAUUUUUCACGACAAUGGGAACAACUUAUUUCACAAAAGAAUUUUUUUCUUCGAGUAUUGUUCAUUUUGGCGGUAAUCAAACUAUUUUUUCAUCUCUAUCCACCAUCAAUACAAUGUUUUUAGGAGGUCAAAUGAGUAUUACCAGUGGUGUAAGGGUAACAGUAAACAAUUAUAUUCAAUUAAAUUCAAGGUCUUCAAUUGCUAUAUUACAAAAAUCACAACUAUAUUUAACAAAUUCCAUCAAUAACAAAUUAAUAUUAAAUGAAGAGAUAGUAUUGUUAGAUAAUAGUUUUUUAUAUAUUCAGUCAGGUUUCAUCAUUUCAAAAAUGGGUGCUCAAAUGAAUGGUACAAUUAUUAUUGGCGAUGCUAAUGAUCAAACAGCUUUUUCAAACAUUGAACAGCCCUUUGUAAACAUCUUAUCACAAGGUAAUGUUACGCUGUUUUCAUCAACUUUUAACCAUGUAAAUAUAAUUUCAAAUAAUGCUUGGCUCAAUAUAGAAUCUUCAUCGUUUAUUAAUAGUCUCAGUAACCAAGGUGUAACGAAUAUAUAUAGUGGUGUGUCACUUACAUUAUCUGGAUCAUCCUCAUCUAGCACUGUAAAUUUGGCUGGUACUCUUACUGCUCAAAGCUAUUUAAACGCACAUGCCAUAUAUAUAAAUAAUAAUGGUGCAUUAUAUUCAAAUGAUAAAGUUGACGCUACAAUCUAUUCUACAUCUGGUGACAUUUAUUUUAAUUCCCCAAACUCCACAUCCUUCGCUAAAUCAAUUAGUAUUCAAGAAUCAGGCACUUUAACAUUAAAUAAACCCAGUUUAUAUAUUCAAAAUAAUUUCGCAAUGGAUACAGGUUCAUUACAAAUAAGUUCAGUACAAUUAAAUAGUUUCUCAGCACUCAUUCAAAUUGAUGGCUAUGCUAAUAUUGGUUCAAUUUCCUUUGUUAUUUCACUCAAUAACGGACAAAUAAAACCAAGAAAUCACGAUACAAUUAUUUUAUUCUCAACAAACCAUACUCUUAAUAACUUGAUCAAUAUAAAUGAAACCAAUAUAAAGUUCUCAAAUCUUCAAGAUGUAAAAUUUAACAUUAUUAAAGAUAGUACAGGAAAUAUAAAUUUGGUAUUUUAUGAAUCAUCAUCUUUUUCGACUUGGAAAAUAAUAGUUAUUGUUUUAGUUGGUUGCGCAGUUAUCAUCUUAUCAAUAAUUUCAGCCAUUUAUUUUAUAAAAAAAAGAAAAAAUUCUUCAAUUGGUGAGGAGGGAAUUCAAUUCAAUACAAAAGAUAAAUAUAACCGUUAUAAUACUUUUGGGGAUCAAUAA